UCAUCUGGUAAACAGUAUAAUUUUCUAUUUAACUCUUCGCUUAACAAGACGAGGGGACAAGAACAUUCUCAUAAAAAUGUAGAUGGGAGCGGUAGUGAAACAGAAAAGUCGUUAAUUUCGCGUAGGUUGCAAGAUUUCCGACACGAAUGGCUUCGUCAGCGCCGUGCACGAGUAGACUGGAAGAACAUUAUUAAGCCCUGCGCUGAAAAUAUGGUCUGGGGAUUAGUAAAAGAUCAUUGGGGCAAAACCAAUCAUAGCAACGCUACAACAAGUGACAUUAUAUUCCAAGAUAUCAGACCAGCGGGAGAGUUCAGCAAGAUUUUCAUUCAGUCAAAAACCUCAGACAAUCGAACGAAGUUGAUUGGUGGAGACACCUGGAGGGUUUACGUACGUGGUCCAACAAGCAUUGCGGCCACUGUUUUCGAUCAUAAUAAUGGAACUUACGAAGCUCUGUUUCUUAUCACGGAGCCUGGUGUUUAUCAACUGACGAUUUACCUUGAUUUUAGUCUUUGUGAUGGCUUCAAAGACCCACCUCGUGAUUGGUUUAUCAUAGGUGACUAUCAGGGGCGGAAACAGAGAGAGGGAGUUGUAGGUUCUUUAGAUGAAUACUUGGUAGAACACCCUGACGGACAACUUGCCUUAAGCAUAAAUGUAACUAAGGCUCAGCUUAAAGUCCCUCCUUCUGACCAACUUGAGGACCUUGUCUCCUGUUCUGAAACCUGCAAGUAUUUAUGGGAUGGAUUUGGUCAAUGGAAAAAUGACAAGUGGAUGCCACAUCUUAAAGGUUGUAUGUGAUUCAUUUAAGAAAUAGAAAAUACGUACGUGUUUUUAUCGAGUUAUAGAAACACGAGUGGAAGU
Messenger RNA from Orbicella faveolata, 858 nucleotides. RefSeq lists its product as uncharacterized. The record is from RefSeq and is a predicted model, not a curated record. Lineage: Eukaryota; Metazoa; Cnidaria; Anthozoa; Scleractinia; Merulinidae.